Molecule: messenger RNA, 759 nt
Organism: Cavenderia fasciculata
Lineage: Eukaryota; Evosea; Eumycetozoa; Acytosteliales; Cavenderiaceae
Exons: 2
Coding region: 1-759 (252 amino acids)
Source: RefSeq, a predicted model, not a curated record
AUGGACCGUAUUAAUCGUAAUAAUUGUCAAAAUGUAUUCAUUGGUCCUAUUUUCCCGUUGCCCCUCGAUCUUCCCCUCCAAACCCAUCUCAUCUAUUUCCCUCUUGUUCCGAAUCCGGCCAACCUAGAACGCGCACAACGUCAACACCAACAACGACAACAACGUGCUCAUCAAUACUAUCAAACUCAAAACCGCCGCCAGCAUCAACAACAACAACCACCACAGUCAACAUCAUCAACUCCUCCUCCUCCUCCUCAUCAUCAUCAUCCUCCUCAUCAUAAUCCUUAUCAUUAUGAUGGACAUCAACAUCAACAACAAAGACAACCACCUCGAUCCCAAGUUUUAAACUCUCAGCACUAUAUCAAUCCCAAUGGUACAACGAUGACAGUGAGCACAGUAUCACAACAAUCGGCAAUAGAGGCAAACCUACCGGGUCUGUUAAAUUUCCCUCAUCCAAUGCCUCCACCACCUUACCACAGUCCUCCCCAACACCACCAUUACAGUGAUCCUGAUGGUCCUUCUUUCGAUCACAGAGACUUGCCAGCCUAUUUGCCCUAUCACCACCAUGAAUUAUUUCCAUUCUACCAUCAAUUUCACAGACAUCCUUCUGCGAUUUUCGACCCAUCAACCCCUAUUCAUUUUUCCAGUGUCAGCACGCAUACCCCAACCAAUGACAAUCUAAACAUCAACUUGAAUAAUAAUAGAGAUCUAGCCCUACCUGAGAGUCUUGCAAGUGCUCCUCAUGCAAGUACAGCAUAG